CCAGCCCAACACCAGCUCAAGAACCUACUGCAAUGUGGAACCUCAAGUCGCCGCAUCGGUUCCUCGCCGCCGUCUUCUUCGCGCUGCUCGCAAUCGCAGCCAUCACCACUGCGUCUGCGGAUGACCACUUGGCGACGCGCCAUCACUGCGACUUCAAUUCACGCUCAAGCGCGACUCCAUGAAAAUCUACGGCCAGUCCCAGUUCUACGUCUUCGCCAACCCGGUAGUGUCCUCCGACAACACUUCCGUUCUUUACGACGGCUACGCUGCGUUCAUGGACGGCUCCACGGACUACACGUUGAGCCUUGUGAACGGCAUCGCGUACUUUGUGACUUCGACGGUGGGCGACUCGAGCUCGCAGUCGGCACAGUGUCUGUCGUCGAGCCUCCUUCCACCGAUCAACUCCAUCGUGUCGGCACUCAACGGCGCCACGGCCAUUGCUGGUGCGUCUGCAGGCAACGACACCAUUACGUGCGCGACCGGAGACCUGUUCCAAGCCACGCUCGGUGACGCGACCUUCGUGAUCUGCUCGGCUGGCUCGGACGGCUUCACCAUCUACGGCAGUGACCUGGACAUCAGCGUCGAGUACCUCGACAGUCCUGUGGCGAUCACCGCGCCCACGCUGAGCGGUGACGCAGCUCUUUCGUGCGAGACGGUGGUCACUCCUACUACGGUCACGCCGACGACGCUUGCUCUGCUCACAGGCGAGGCCGUGUCCUCGUCUAGCAGUCGCAAGCUGAAGGCUGAGGCUACUACGACGCUGGCCUCGUCGUCUUGCAGUUGCAAGUCGACCCCACGUCCGUGCAUCUUCUUCCACGGCCUGGGCUCCGACACCGAGGAGACCACCCUGCAGACGACGUCCAGCUACUUCGGAGACCUGACUGACAGCGCUCCGUGCUGCACAUCCAUCCAGUACGCCGCCUUGAACACCGUCGACUACGCUUGGACGGACGCGACGCUGCAGCAGAAGGUGUGCAACUUCGCCAUCUCCGUGAGCAGCACGAGCAGUUCGUCAUCAAAAACGAUCGCGGAUACGAUCGUGGUCACGCACUCGAUGGGCGGCCUCAUGAUGGCCGGCGCCAUCGCAAACAGUCGUUGCAGCCUGGCCUCGAGCAGUACGUGGGUGAGUCUGAGCGCGCCGAUGACGGGGAGUAUGGGCGCGGACUACCUUGAGGGCGCGUGCGCCGGCAGCAACGUGUUCCUGCAAGCCGUGGCCAACUUGAUUGGAGAGUGUCCAGCCAGCACCGCUGUUGUCGCUCUCUCGUACGAGGGCGCGACUUACAGCACGUCAGCGCUGAACACGGCCUAUGUUGCUGCUCAGUCGGCGUUCCGGUCGAACGUCGAUGCUGCGAUCUGUAGUGACAACUACUCGGGCCUGCUUUCAGUUUACCAAGCGGAGUAUAUUUUGGCUGGUGAAGUGAUCCCGCACAAAUCCAGUGAGAACGACGGAGUCGUGGAGUACCAAAGCUGCGCUGGGGGUCUGUCCACGUCCAAGUUCGGCACUACCUACGACGACACCUUUUAUUUGACGGGGCUCAACCACAUCGACACCACCUUCCGCAAUGGCGACUCGCUGGUUACGAACUCGAAGAAGCCGGUCAAGUGGUUUGAGUGUUUGUUGUAA
Molecule: messenger RNA, 1624 nt
Organism: Phytophthora sojae
Lineage: Eukaryota; Oomycota; Peronosporomycetes; Peronosporales; Peronosporaceae
Exons: 2
Coding region: 179-1624 (481 amino acids)
Source: RefSeq, a predicted model, not a curated record